CUUUCUUUACUUUGACUCAAAUCCAAUGCAUAAAAGGGUAACAAAGCCAAGAACUCCCCCCCUUCUCUCUUCUUUCUGAUUCCACCAAAAAGACCCCUCAGUUCUCCCUCCCUCCCUCCCUCCAAACGGAAAACCAAUUUUCCUUUCUUCCACUCCCUCUAUACUCCAAAAACCAUGCUCAAUCUUCACUCCUUCGUAUUCAUGACAAUUCUCCUGUCAUUCUCAUCAGCAAGAGCUCAGAAGCCCAUCACAUCGCCAAAGAUGCUAGAUCUCCUCAUUAGAAACUACACUUUCAGUGGCAGCUUGAACAUGACGAAAACAGGGGAAAUGCAGAGUGUCCACCUCCCGCCGAACCUCUCCGGCAGCGUACGGGCUCACGCAGCGAGGUUCCGGUGCGGCAGCUUGACCCGGUACGGCGCCCGGUUUGACGAAUUCCACCUAGGAAUCGGCGUCCACUUGUUCCCUUGCGUGGACAGAGUGAUGUUGAUCACACACAACUUGGGCCUCAAUUGGUCAAUAUCCUUCUACUCUGCAAACUACAACCUCUCUGGCUACCAACUCGUGUCACCAAUUCUCGGCCUUACUGCCUACAGUGCCGGCAAGAAGACCAGCAACAACCCGAAUUCAAGCUACCCUUUCGAAGUCAAAAUUCGUUCCGAUCAUGGAAAUCCAAUCACUGUAAAUUUCACCGGCGCUAUGUCCCAUGACGAUCACGCUAAUCCUCUGUGUGCUAGCUUUGGGAAAGAUGGGAGCACUGUGAGCAUAGAACCCCCAAUUUCGCCUUAUCUCUGCGGUUCGACAUCCAACGGUCAUUUUGGGUUGGUGGUGGAGCUUCCGCAGGCGCCGCCAGCCCCACCGCCGUAUGGAGCAGAGGAAGGAGGAGGCAGAGUGGCGAUGUGGAAAGUGGCGGUGGGGAGCAGCGUGGGGAGUGCAUUGGCGAUUGUGCUGUUGGGUUUGCUUCUGGUGGCGAUGUUUGCCAAGGUGAAGAAGAAAGCGAGGAUGGUGGAGAUGGAGAGGAGGGCAUAUGAGGAGGAAGCUCUGCAGGUUUCCAUGGUCGGACAUGUCAGAGCUCCUGUAGCUGUCGGAACUCGAACUGCCCCCAUUAUUGAGCAUCAUUUCGUACAUUAUAAGCCUAAAUGAUCAAUGAGAAUUUUGUUUAGAUACAUCAUUGUUUGCCAAAUUUUGUGAUCAUUCUUUCUGUAAUAGUAGGCCUUGUUGAACAGAGAAGUGAAUUGCUGCAUAUUCAUCUCAUCUCUAUUAACUUUGACUCCCGUUGGAUCUCAUCUUAGGAUUUCAAUUUUCACAUUUGUAUCUCUACUACUAACUAAGAACCUUCUUUUCCAUCUCGUUUCUUCGGUAAUCCUUGAUGUUCAAAUAAAGAAAGGCAGCCAUCUUUUGCUAGGGUUGAAAAUGGAGCAGAUGGAAAUGAUAUGGUGUCUCUUGCAAUUGCGACAGCACGGGUUUGGAGCAAAAGGAAACAUUCUUUUCGGAGGAGUCAAAUCAAGCGGGUAAGUAAACCUCCUCCGUUUGUUGGACGGAAUGAUGAAAAUGGGGUCCGCCGAAAGGAAAAGAGAUGGACGAAGGGAAAUGUAUUUUGUGGACUUUGGAGUGAAAUGCCGCCAUGAGUGAAGGAGGGCCUGGCAGCGUUGUUUAGAAGCAUGCUAAGGGAGGUUUUCUACUUUUCAUUUGAUGAGGGUGGGGAAGGAAGUCAACGUGGCUAGCUAAGAUUUUGAAUGGUGCGAAUUUUUAUAAAAUGGGAGACAUAGAAUAAAGAAAUUUUUAGGAA
Messenger RNA from Linum trigynum, 1786 nucleotides. The record is from the annotation of a GenBank genome assembly. NCBI's taxonomy places the organism in Eukaryota, Viridiplantae, Streptophyta, Magnoliopsida, Malpighiales, Linaceae.